UUUUUUAUUUUACUUUUUUUUACAGUUAUAUUGACCACAUACUACUACUUUUAAAGGAGCCUCCAUUUCUUGAUAUUAGUGAAAAAAAGGAUGAAAAAGGAUACAUUUGAUGAUGAUGAUGAAGAAGAUGACAAAGAAAGCAAGAAUAGACAGAGUAAAAGAAAUAGCGUACCAGCAGAAUUGCAAUCACCAAAGAUGAUUAUUGAAGAACAGAUGGAUAAAGUAGUUACAAAGAUAGACCCAUAUCAUCAUCAAUUAACAAAAAAUAAUCUAUAUACAAUGGAAGAUGGCUCGGCUAUGCUUGAGCGUGUUGCACCAGAUGCAAUUACGACGACGACACUUGCCAAAGAGAGAUUCAUUGUAAGACCUGUAAAUGGCGAUAUUCAUGCUCUAUGGAUGGACGUGACACAUACUCUUAUUGAAGAUAUAGAUGGGACCAAUAAUGUAACGUCGUCAUCAUCAUCUACAUCAGCAACUAAUGGAGAUACAGAAAAUGAUAAGGAAUCUAUACUUUUAGAUAUUGCAGGCUAUAAAACUGAACAGCAAAAGGAGGAUGAAAAUAAAGUAAAAGAAAAUGACGAUCAUAAUACAAAAUCAGAAGAACAAAAUUCUUCCUCUUCUAUAAAUAAUAAUGAUGAUGAUGAGAAGAAAUCAUGGGGAUGGGGACAGUCACAUGCUAACCAAGAAGAGACAGUUCAAUUAGAAGUAGGCCGAACUUAUCGCAUUGAAAUGAGUCUUUGUGGUUUUUCAGCUUUUGGUUAUGAUGAAAAAGGAAAUUCAGAACUAUUUAAUAAACAACAAAUUAGUUAUGAUGCAUUUGUACAUAACCCAAGUAUCUUAAAUGACCCACGACUCGUCUUUCGUUAUAACCAGCAUUAUUUUGCAGCUGCACGAAAUAACCCUCUUUUCACUUCGCUAUUAGUCUUUAAAAAGCCCUUGGAGGAUAAGGAUACAAAUAAUACUAAUAAAGUAACAGAUAGUAGAGAUACUUAUUCAUAUGGUCCUGGCUGGCGUCAAUGGUUAAGUCGAUCUUCUUUAGCUGAUUCUGGACCUGCAGUAGGAAAAUUAAAACUUGAUGAAGAAAUACCGUUAGUAACUUCUUCUACCAUCAUACCUGAGACAGAAGAAACCAAAUCAGAUAAAGAAGAAUACAGUGAACAGACGACUUUUACAACAACAACUAAAACAACUUCUGUAGGCUGGUCUCCAGAUCAUAAUGAUGAUGAUGAGGAUACACCCUUCUUUAAGAAACGUAAAAACUAUGCUAAAACACUUCGUCUAACUUCAGAUCAACUUAAAAAUUUAAAUUUGAAAAAAGGUGUGAACACCAUUACUUUUUCUGUCACUUCAGCCUACCAAGGGACAGCUACAUGCGCUGCUAAAGUAUUUUAUUGGGAUUAUGAUAUUCAUGUUGUCAUUUCAGAUAUUGAUGGUACGAUUACCAAGUCAGAUACAAUGGGACAUUUAAUGACGAUGAUUGGUAAGGAUUGGACGCAUCCUGGUGUAGCACAACUUUAUACAGAUAUAGCCAACAAUGGUUAUCAUUUUAUAUACCUCACAAGUCGUGCUAUCGGUCAAGCAGAUUAUACAAGAGACUAUUUAAGAAAAGUGUUGCAAAAUAAUUACCAACUUCCUGAUGGUCCUGUGAUUAUGUCUCCUGAUCGACUUUUUACUUCCUUUCAUCGUGAAGUCAUCAUGAGAAAACCAGAGGUAUUUAAGAUGGCUUGUUUACGUGAUAUUCAACGAUUGUUUGGUGGACGUGAUCCUUUCUAUGCAGGAUUUGGUAAUCGAAUUACAGAUGCUAUCUCCUAUAGAAGUGUCAAGGUUCCUUCCUCUCGUAUUUUCACAAUUGAUUCUCAAGGUGAUGUUAAACUAGAAUUGCUUACCGGCUUUAAAUCAUCCUAUAUUCAUCUAAAUGAUAUGGUCGAUCAAAUUUUCCCUCCUAUUAAUAAAACGGUUCAAGAAGAGUUUAGUGAUUAUAAUUUCUGGAAGGCUCCGAUGCCUGAAAUUGAUAUACCAGAAUUAGAAGAAGAAGGUCCUUUACCUACCUCACCUAAGCCUAAGCCUAUCAAACCUGAUCCUACAAGUCUUCCAAAGGAAUCAGUUGUAGCUUAUGAACCUGAACCUAAACGUGGCUUACUUCGUAGUUUCACCUCAAGAUCAUCUAAUUCAACAGCAACGACGACGACAACAACAACAACAGCAAUAGCAACAGCAACAGCAACUUCUUUACAGAAAAAGAAAAAGUCACCAUCUACUGUACCAGAACAGCCUCCAAAGAAGUUAUCAACAUCCUCAAGUGCACCUGAUUUAAUAAUUGAACUUGAAAAGUCUAAUAAAGCAGUCGUAACUGAAACAGAGGAAGAUGUUAAUCUAGCUUCUCCAAGAUCAUUACCUGAUGAUUAUAAACCUUCUGAUACACAACAGCCUAUCGCUUCUCGAUCAUCUUCCGGUAUUAUGAGUAAAGUCAUGGGAGGUGUCUUUUCAAGGAAAUCAUCCAAAUUGCCGACUGAAGUAGUCAAUACGACAAAGGAGCAAAAUGUAGCAGAAGGAGAAAACAAGGAAAAAUCAGUUAAUAUAGAAGAAGUAAAAGAAAAUGAAGAAGAAGAAGAAGAAGACGACGAUAUGUUUAAUUCUGAACUUGAUGAAUUAGAUUUAGAUAAAAUUCCCUUCAUAUAAUUUAUUUAUAUACUGUGUAAUAUAUUACAUUUUAAACCACUAUUUUUUUAUUGUUAUUUUAAUGCUAUAUUCAUAAGCAA
Messenger RNA from Cokeromyces recurvatus, 2759 nucleotides. Its product is annotated as Lipin/Ned1/Smp2-domain-containing protein. Bases 91 to 2679 code for a protein of 862 amino acids. The transcript has 2 exons. Gene Ontology annotation, cellular component: nucleus. Lineage: Eukaryota; Fungi; Mucoromycota; Mucoromycetes; Mucorales; Mucoraceae. The record is from RefSeq and is a predicted model, not a curated record. Gene Ontology annotation, molecular function: phosphatidate phosphatase activity. Gene Ontology annotation, biological process: fatty acid catabolic process; triglyceride biosynthetic process.